Molecule: messenger RNA, 2018 nt
Organism: Dimorphilus gyrociliatus
Lineage: Eukaryota; Metazoa; Annelida; Polychaeta; Dinophilidae
Source: the annotation of a GenBank genome assembly
CUUUUGCUCCCACUCAUUCUCUAUACGUAUCUAUUUGUUAAUUAUUUGUUAAGACAUUUUUUCGUAAAUCUUACUCCUCCCAUCUUCUAUCUAUGUCACGUCUACCCCUUUCUACAUAAGUUCGCCUGCCCUUUGUGCUUCUCUCCCAUAUUUCCUAAUCGUGUUACUUCUACUGAAUCCUCAUCUUUCAAUAAAAUGUGUUCAAGGUCAGAAUACAUGGCCAAAUAAUUUUCUCUCUUUGAUAAUUGGGCUAAGAUUUAAAUUGUUGUGCAGAAUGCAUCUCUAUACACAAGCUACCGAUAUAUUAUUUCCUUAAUUCAAGGGGGAUGGUCAUUCAACUGAACUGGUAAAGACGGCUGUUCCUCUGGCCUGAAUGGUUUAAUAAAACAUCUGCUUUCUCCGUCCAUCCCGCCUUCUGGCGCCAUCUAUCCAAGAUGUCAGGAUUAACAAUUACAAGAGGGCGCAAUACAAAUAAAUAUCCCAUUCUUGAAUAUCCUCGUUAGCAACAGAAGAUCAAUAAUCGAUGGGGUUUUGGAUAUAUUCUCAGCGAUAGGCUUAAAGUCUUCUGUCCAAUUGAAUUAUUUAUAGGCUUGAACAUGCGAUCUCUAUUUGUUGAUAUUUUGUGAUCAAGCCUUGAAUUUGCGCUGAGUAAAAAGUAUUAAACAAGGUCAAGAUUUUGCUGUUAGUGAGUAAAGUUGACAGUUUUGCAAUGGCCAUUUGUUGCAAGUAAGAAAGCUGAAAAUUAAAAUACUUUACCAAAAUUGUGACUGCAAUAGGAGAGAAGAGAAGAUCCUUAGUAAGAGAGAAAAACUGAAAAUCAAAUUGGAAAGAGCUGAUCACCAAAUUUCUUCCCUAAAAUAGAAGGAUACUUUUAGUUCUAGUCAUCUAAUGGGACUUGUGAAAUGGGUUGUGGUUCAUCAAUUAGUUAUGAUCCUAAUGAAAUGUACGGUAAAAAGGAAAGAAUACCCUUCGAAAACGUGAAAACUGAGGAAGAGACGGCUAAGGAAAAAAAAGAUAAUGACCAAAAAAGUAAAAAAGAUGAAGAAAACAAAGGGAAUAGUUCAAAUUUAGAAAAAAAUAGAGAUAAAAAGUCCAUAUUGAAAGGUGAUUUGUCUCUCAGAAAUGAAGCUAAGAUAAAUCGACGAAAGAGUCGAGAUCUUCGGCUUAGGAAUUGUGAAAACAGAGCUAAGAUGCUAGUUGAUCAAUACUACGAAGAGAGCGAACGGUUCUCUGUUUCAAAUUCAAGAGCAACAUCUCGAGUUGAACGAGUUGAAGAUAUAUCUAUUCAAUCUAACUCUUAGUAUACGUAAACAAUAAAAUUAAUCAGUUUAACUUGUUCAUAACAUUAUUAUAAACGUUUAUACCGGUUUUAUAUCUUGUACAGUUGUUUUUAUAUGUAUUUUCUUUCCCAAUCAUAUGAUUCUAAAUGAUGAUACAUAUUUUAUAUCUGAAUUUUCCUUUAAUUUAUUCAAGAUUUCUUUUUUUCGCAAGCUUUCGUUAGAGAUUAAUAAUAACUGAUUUGCAGGGUGAAUAUUCUUAUAAGGGCGAGAAGGGAUUGAACUAAAGCUAUGGUAGAGCUAAUAAUAAACUUAGUGCGAUAUAAAAACGUGAUUAAGACAAACAAAUGUCCUUUUUCUAUUUCUAAAAAACAUAUAUCUCUUCUGUCCAGUAAAGUAGUAAAUAUAUAAUAAUAGAGACAAUGAUCUCUCAUAAUAGUUGAAGUCUUCUGGUAAUACAAUAACCAAUUUAAAUGACUCAGAUACUAAUAAAAAGUAAGUAGUUAGUAUGUGUGCAUAAUAUCUGUAAUUAUUUCGUAUAUUAUUUUACUAUAUAAUAUAGGCAAAGAAUAAUUCAUUUAAGCCGGAUCAGUUCAAGUAAGCAUCCUUGUGCUUUAAAGGUUAACAGUAUUAAAUAACAAAGCUUUUUAACUGGAAUAAACGUAAUACGGGACUGUUUAUAUAGCGCUCUUAUAUUUCGGUAUACGAUAUUAAAAAAAUGAUAAAAAUAAGUUAUCUUCC